AUGCGUUACUCUUUCGUCGCCGCGGCCAUCGUCGGUGCUGUUGCUGCCAACCCCGUCGCUCAGUACGGCUACCCAGUGAACACACCUUCCAGCAGUGCUCCUUCAUACCCCGCCGAGACACCCAGCUCUUCCAAGCCUGUUGUCCCCUCCAGCUCUGCUCCCGCAUACCCUGAGUACCCUGUCGAGACUCCUUCGUCUUCUAAGCCCGUGGGCCCCUCAUCAUCCGCACCAGCCUCCUACCCAGCCUCGACACCCGCCUACUCGGCUUCUUCGAGCGCCCCUGCCUACUCAGGGUACUCCGUCGAGACACCCAGCUCUUCCAAGCCCGUGGCCCCCUCAUCCUCCGCACCAGCCUCCUACCCAGCCUCGACACCCGCCUACUCGGCUUCUUCGAGCGCCCCUGCCUACUCAGGGUACUCCGUCGAGACACCCAGCUCUUCCAAGCCCGUGGCCCCCUCAUCCUCCGCACCAGCCUCCUACCCAGCCUCGACACCCGCCUACUCGGCUUCUUCGAGCGCCCCUGCCUACUCAGGGUACUCCGUCGAGACACCCAGCUCUUCUAAGCCCGUGGUCCCCUCAUCCUCCGCACCAGCCUCCUACCCGGCCUCGACACCCGCCUACUCAGGGUACUCCGUCGAGACUCCCAGCUCUUCCAAGCCUGUGGCCCCCUCAUCCUCCGCACCAGCCUCCUACCCGGCCUCGACACCCGCCUACUCGGCUUCUUCAAGCGCCCCUGCCUACUCAGGGUACUCCGUCGAGACACCCAGCUCUUCUAAGCCUGUUGCCUCUUCCAGCUCUGCUCCCGCAUACCCCGCAAGCAGCUCAGUCCCGUACUACGGAAGCUCCUCUGCUGGCUACCCAGCUCACAGCUCCUCUGCUGGCUACCCUGUCCCUAGCUCUUCGGCUGGUUACCCCGUUCCCAGCUACCCGGCUGGCUACCCAGUCCACAGCUCCGCUACUGGCUAUGUUCCCAGCAGCCCUGUGCCUGAGUACCCUACCACCACCAAGGCGCUGACCACCUACACCACCACCACCGUCUGCCCCGUUACUCAAACCCACGGCACACAGGUCAUUACCACUCUGACCACCAGCACCGCUACCAUCACCUCCUGCAAGGGUGGAUGCAACGGCUACGAGACCACUGUUGUUCCCCCCAAGCCCACCAGCAGCAAGCCUGAGGACAAGACCACCGUUGUCACCACCUACGACUGGGUCCCUUGCUCCACAGAGGUCGGCCACAGCGGCUCGUCCACGAUCUACUCGACCUACCUGACCGCCAACUACAAGACCUACACCUCUACCAUCUAUGCUAGCCAGCCCCCCAAGGCUACUGAGACUGCUCCUGGCGUUCCUCAGUACACUCCCAUCGCCUCCAAGGACAACUACUCGCCCACUGUCGGUGUUCCUGAGAACACUCCUGUUCCGCCCAAGGACAGCCCAUCUGCUACCGCUGAUGUUCCUCAGUACACUCCUGGUGUGCCCACCAGCCCCAACACUGUCACUGUUGGCGUUGAUGUUCCCCACUACACUCCCGUUCCUGGUCAGGAGAACUGCCCUGCUCCUGUAACCGUCACCGAGACUGUCACUGUUCGUGUUGACGUUCCCACGUACACUCCCGUCCCCAGCGAAUACACCACCAAGGUCGUCACCGCCACCGAGGAGGGCAAGCCUGCGACUUACACUGUCACCGUCCCUGCUGGCCCUAAGUCUACCCCCUCCGGCCCCAAGCCCACCUCCAUCCCUGGUGGAUGCAACCCUGCUCAUCCCGGUAGCUGCCCUACCCCGUCUGCCUCCAAGGGCUACCCUGAGGGCCCCAAGCCUUCCGUCGGCUCCUCCAUCGCCUACUCAAGCUCAGUCCCUGCUCCCUACCCCACCACCGUCGCCAGCUCCUCGUCUGCUGGUUACGUAGCUUCCACCCCCGUCGCUUCUUCCAUCCCCGGCGGCUGCAACCCUGCCCACCCCGGUAGCUGCCCUACUCCUUCUUCCUCUUCUGCCGGCUACCCCGUUGCCAGCUCUUCCGCUAAGGCUUCCUCGUCUGCCCCUGCUUACGAGCCCUACCCGGUUGAGUCCUCUACCAAGGCCACCCCCGUCCCCACUGGUGGCUACGGCUCCGGCUACAGCUACUAA
Ascochyta rabiei is the source of this 2127-nucleotide messenger RNA. RefSeq lists its product as uncharacterized. The record is from RefSeq and is a predicted model, not a curated record. The coding region runs from base 1 to 2127 and encodes 708 amino acids. The transcript has a single exon. NCBI's taxonomy places the organism in Eukaryota, Fungi, Ascomycota, Dothideomycetes, Pleosporales, Didymellaceae.